Mytilus trossulus (common blue mussel) is the source of this 6612-nucleotide messenger RNA. RefSeq names its product PH domain leucine-rich repeat-containing protein phosphatase 2-like. The record is from RefSeq and is a predicted model, not a curated record. The coding region runs from base 378 to 5798 and encodes 1806 amino acids. The transcript is spliced from 17 exons. NCBI's taxonomy places the organism in Eukaryota, Metazoa, Mollusca, Bivalvia, Mytilida, Mytilidae. Gene Ontology annotation, molecular function: protein binding.
AUGGUCGCUCAGGUGUAACGACAUCGGAAUGACUGUGAAUUUAAAUCUACCACUAGUUUGUUCAUUGUCUAAUUCACAUUGUACCAUAUUUAAUUGAAGGUCUAAUUGAUCUUAGUUUGUCGAUAUAAAAAUGUCUCCUGAAGAAAGUGUCAGAUUUCAGUAUUAAGAGAUGUUCGGUAAAAGUAGACUUAAUAACGUGGUUGUAGUGGUGAAAGGUUGAACCUUAAAAGAUGUAAACAGCUUCUUGAAUUAUAAAUUUAGUUCUAAACAUGAGAUUGUCUAACUGUUCAAGGAUGGAGUAGUAUUUCACGAUAAAAAAGACACCUGUUCGAGUUAAUCAGGAGAGUUUGUUUUGUUUUGUGAUAUUUUGAGUGAAAAUGUUGAAAAUGUAUGUUCCAGAAUAUAACAAAAUUAUAUUACCAUUUCCAAGGACUAUCAAUCCACCACCAGAGGGAGGCACUGAAGACAGCAGCAGUAGCCGUGUAAGUUUUGACAGCUGUGCCCCUAGUCAAAUAUCAGCACAAUCACAUGCGACAACAAGAACUGAUGACCCCUUAUAUCAUGGAGACUUCAAUGGGGCAGAUGCAUGGUGGACUGUAGAUACUUAUCUCCGUGGUGGAUUGCAUCAUGGGAAGGGACCGAGAAACAAGAAUGAAGAGGAUACGUGGGACUUGUCAGAUUCAUUAGCCGAUUUAUAUGUGGAAGCAAAUAAAAGAGAUAAGAGUUUUUCUGAUGGAAUGCUGACGAUGGGCAUCAAUGCUGAUGACAUUGACCGUCCUUAUCUAGAUAAAGAUACCAGUAAUGGAUAUAUAAGAGUAUUCUUUUCUGAUGCUGAUAAUUCACAGCUUUUCAAAUUGACAUUAUCCACACAGUCCCAGAAGAUAUGUACACGAUGUGGCAGACCACCAAAUUCUCUCCAUGUUCAGUUGAACGGGGACAUUAUUAAAAGACUAGAACCCUUUGACUGUCCUCUAGCCAUACAGAAUGAAUAUUUGCAAAGGAUAGGAUAUACAGAUAUAAGUAAAAUACAGGAGUUUGGUGCCAGUGAAGAUCUGUCUUAUCUUGUUAAGUUCUAUGCAGGUAAACCAAUAUCAGAUAGUACAUAUUCCAGGAACCAGUUACAGUCUUUAGUACUGGUACGCAAGGGGAAACUGAUUUACCAAUGGGUAAAACGUCUGUGUGUCAUCUCGGGUACCAGAUUAAUGAUCUACAGAGACAAAAACAAGAACUCAAAACCAACAAUAGUUCAGCUUGCUAAAGGUUCUGUUGAAGAGUCCCAGUUCAAAGGUCAUGACUUCUGUCUGAAGUUGACCUCCACACUUCAAGGUGAUAGGUCGGUGUACCUGUCAUUUACAGAUGAAAAUGAAUUUUCAAAAUGGUUCAGAAAAUCAAAGAAGGCUACAGCAAAGUUACCAUCUAAAGCUGAUUUAUCAAAUUGUCACUUAGAAUUCCUACCAGAAACUGUGUUCAUUAACGAGGAUUUACAGAGCCUCAAUCUGAGACAUAAUGCUCUCAAAUCUCGACCAAUAGAGGAAGAUAUUUAUACCAUUGGUUGGUUGGAUGAUUUACCAAGGUUCCACAGCCUAACUAGUCUUAACUUAGCAGACAACAAUCUUCUCAUUUUACCAUCAUCAUUGUGUAAAAUGAAGACUUUGACAGAACUGAACAUAGCUAGUAACCAAAUAUCAAUAUUACCACCAGACCUAGCAGAACUUACCAAUUUGCAAGUUCUACAAGCACACAACAAUCAUCUGACUGCAUUACCAUUGGAGAUGUGGGGGAUGAAGUCACUUCAUGUUUUAGUGCUGGCUUUUAACCAUUUUACAACAGUACCUGAAGUCCUUCUAAACUCCCAGCAUGCAGCAUUACAACUUGACAGCAUUAUCAUGGCAGGGAAUAGAAUAGAAAAACUGACUUAUGAAGUGUUGUCUAAAAUGCAACAUAUCAAGAAAGUAGAUUUUAGAAUGAAUUUAUUGUCACUCUUGCCAAGUGAAACUAUAAAAUUUUCAUUUUUGGAAACAUUGACUCAUUUAGAUGUGCGAGACAAUCAGAUUCCCGACUUAGAUAUUCGUUCACUGAAAGGAUUGGAAUAUCUGAAUUGUGAGAGAACCGAGAUGCAUACAUUACAAAUAAAUGGGAUGUCACUGAAGAAUGUGUUAGCUUCACAUAACAAGUUAGAAACAUUUUCCAUUAAUCCUAAACCAGAGUGGAUUGUUAAUAUAGAGAUAUCACAUAACAAGUUAAAGACGUUACCAGGAUGGAUGUCAGAGUGUUUCUUUCUCCUGAAGUUAGAUAUCAGUUAUAACCAGCUCACUAAACUACCAGGAAGGUUAUUUGUCGAGGCACAGAAGCUGAAGAUAUUAAGAGCCAAUCACAAUCAAAUAUCCACAUUCCCAGAAGAUAUUGGUAAAACAGUGAUUGAGGAACUGAACUUGGAACAUAACAAAAUAGAAUCCAUUCCUGCUGAAUUGUUUAUCAAAGCUUCUAAGUUAAGGUAUUUGAACUUAACAGGGAAUAAUUUAGAAGAUUUGCCAGAGUUACCUCCCUCUAAUUCACCAUAUAGACUAUCAGAGCUGUACUUGUCUUUCAACCAUUUAGAUGACCUGGCUCUAACAUUUGUCUGUACAUUUUCAAGAUUAAAAGUUCUACACCUGGCACACAACUACAUUACAGAACUUAGAAACAGGGAUAUAGUGAGACUAGAUACUUUACAAGAAUUGAAUCUAUCUGGGAACAAACUGAGACAUUUACCUGUAGCUGUGGGGAAACAUCCAAAAUUACAAGUUCUUAGAAUCAAUGCAAACUUCAUCAAAGAUUUGCCUGAUUUUAAGAGAGCCCAAGCAUUAAAAGUACUAGAAGUAGGUUCCAAUCGACUGUCAGAUAUCACUGUAGCUAACCUGAUGUCAUCCCAAGUUAACUUGCUGGAUAUAUCUGGUAACAAUAUCAACCUAGACACCAGUGUUCUUAAAGGAAUUAGCACAGUAAAGAAGAUAUGUAGUAUAGAUAUGAGGGGACAGAAUCGGUCAUUACUGGAUCUCAGACAGUCCGUGUUUGAUAACUCAGGGUUACCAUGGCAAACUGGAUUGUCUCAAACUUCUGGAACCAGAAACAAAUUGUCAGUAUCCAUUAUCAACAAGCCAAGUUUUACCAAUGAGGUAGAGGGAUUGUUUGGUAUAUUUGACGGAGGAAGAAAUGACGAGGUUGUCAAGGUGAUAACAGACAAUGUGGAUAAAACCUUGCUUGGAGAAAUACACCACCAAACUACACAUUACAGUUAUAUGAAAUAUACCAUGCUGGCCUUACACAGUAAGCUUAAAUCUGUAGGACAGAAAGUUGGGGCAGCUGGUGUCCUUUGCCAUAUUAGGAGGUCAGAAGCAGAGGACAAGUUUGUACUCAAUAUUGCUAAUGUUGGUGAUACCAUGGCAGUAAUCAGUCGCCAUGGUGAAGCAGUGCCCUUGUCAAGGUUGUUUGUUGUCAACAAGGACAAGGAAGAGAGACAAAGAAUUUAUAAGUCUGACGGAAUCAUUACUGAGGAUGGUCAUGUCAGUGGUGUUACAUGUAAUUCUCGUCUGCUUGGAUGUAGCUUUCUGUUCCCUCAUGUAGUCCCAGAACCUCAUGUGACCAGUAUCAAUCUCAGACCAGAGGAUCAAGUCCUUAUCAUUGCUAAUCAUGGUCUUUGGAAAUAUGUGUCAUAUCAGGAGGCUGUCAAUCAGGUCAUAGACAUACCUGAUCCAGUAUUAGGUGCUAAAAAACUUCAGGACCUUGCUCAAGGAUAUGGGUCUAAAGAGAGCAUUGGGGUUUUAGUUGUUAGGUUAUUAUUAUCAAAUAAAGAAAGACAUAGAUUGAAGGAUAUACUGCAGACUCAGUUUGAAGCUGAACAAAACUUAUUAUCUCAACUCAAAAGCCGAGAUUUGAGGAGGGAAAUGGAGAAAAGGAAAAGGCGUUCUGAAAUGAUGGAAGAGGAAGAAGUUGUUCCCAUGGAAAUAGUGAAAUUAAAAGAUCGACAUAGAACACGUGUUCAGGCUUCGUCAGUUUUCAAUGAUGAAGGUGGAGAAUAUGUUAGUCUGAAAGAUGUCAGGGAUCAGAAUGAAUCAACUAAUCAAAAUGAUGAUAGUGGACACAAUAGUGAUUUUUCUGAUAACUGGGAGGAAUUAUUGCAAAAGAGGCUAACCGAAGAAAUAAAAAACAAAGAGUUACAACAUGUGUUCUUAGAGAGAGGUGAAGGACUAGGUCAAGGGUUCAUGUUUGUUGAUGAAUUAGAAGAUGAUAUUGACAAUAAUUGGGAAAUAAGUGAUAGUGAUAAGAAUCUGUUACUCCCUAAAAAUGGUAAAGGAUCAAAAAACAAUUUCCUGGGAUCCAGUCCUCUUAUAAAUCCAUCAGCUUCUGUUCAAUCUGUAGAAUUCCAGAAAGAAUAUAAUCAUUAUCCAAUGAACAUUGAUAGAGACGCCAUAUUGUUUCAUCAGAUGCAAAUGGUGCGAGCAACUCGGCAGAGUACGGACAGUUUAAACUCGACACAGUCUGUGCCGGCUAAUCCAAUGAGGAAAGAUUUCAGUGGAGGCCUUAAAACAUCAUCCCAUAGCAUUGAAGUUUUGAUUCAUAGUCAAGAACCUGCAUUGUCUGCUCAUAGUAUCGGAGGAUCAGAGCCUGAACCCAAUCCAUCUUAUCAAGGAAACCCUCACUUACAAACUGAUCAAGUUUUCUUGCAAACGGAAGUUGUUCCACAAAAUUCUCCUUUACUGAAAGCAAAACAAAAAUCAAAACAUUCCAAAAAAGACAAAACUUUAGUUCAGAAAGAAACUAAAACUACAGCAGUUAUAGAAAAUUCAAGUGUGCAAUCACAAAAUGACAGACAUGUGCUAAAUGGAAAACAGGAAGUUUCUUUGAAGAAAAAGGGAAGCUACUCACCUGAAAUCAAUGGACAGAGAUUACAACAACAACACAGAGAAAAUACUGUAGAACAUGUUGUUCAAGUACAUAAUUCUGACCUUGACCAUAAUUCAAGUGGUCAGGAGGUCAAAGUUAAGAGAUCACCUCCAGUUUCACAAAAAUUACAUCAGUCAACACAUCGUUCACCUCCAAAUAGAGUUAAAAAUCUUUUGAAUGGACACAGUCCAACAGAACAAGGUGAAAACACUAAUAUCUGUGAUAAUUCUGUUGUCAGUGGUUACAAACAUGUCAAAAACGUCAGUGAGAAAAAACACCGAGCUCCUCCAAUGCCUGUGGCUAUACCACAGAUAUUAGAACGUUCCGAUUCUGAUGUGACCAAUAUAAGGGCAACAAGUGGGAUACCUGCAAUACUUAAAAAUAGUCAGAAUUCUAUUCAUAUGUCAUGUGGGGUAUAUGAAGAUGUUCAGCAAUUUGACUCACAAAAGCAACAUGACAAUCAGAACUCUACCGAAGGUAUCAUUAACCACCGUAGUUCUUUAGAGCUACCACAUUCUCCAGUGAAUGUGAAGGAAAUGACUCAGAGAUAUAUUAAUACAAUUAAUGCAAAUCAGAAGUCACAUGUGGCAGAUGACAAAACAGGAGCGAAAUAUGUUAACACCAUCGCAGUUCUCCCUGUAUUUCCUGAACAAAAACCAAAGCAUCUCAAACAGAAAAUGUACAAAGUAGAAACAGACUAUAAUGCAAACUCUAUAUCUAGUUUAGAGGGUAUAUAUCAUCUGAUUGGUAGUUCAAAAUCAAAGAUGGAAUCUCCAAUAGAGACGACACCAAAACCAUUGACAAGAUCCCGAAGUUUAGAAUCACUGAUUGGUCGAUCAAUUAGUCAGCAAAGCAUAACAGUGACUUAUUUAUAGGGCAAAAUAUUGUUUGAAAUUGACAGUACAUCUUUAUAUUAAAACAAAACAUUCAAAUUUAUUUAAGUCAUGUUUUGAUUAAUGCUGUGAAAUCUAGUCUUAUUCGUUUUUUAAAGAAUCAAAAUCUGGUAUUAAGUGUCUACAGUUACAGUAUUUUAUCAAGUUUCCAUUUAUACUGAGAAAUGGUUUAUUUCAAUUUAUAAAUGAUAAUUUUUUUUAAACUUAAAUGCUUAUUUGUUAUUACUGAAUUGGAUUUUGUAUUAUUUCCAUGCAUUGUUAAGAAUUGUUCAGGAGUUCCAUAAAUUUUGAAUUUUGCAAUUUGAUAAAGUUUUUCAAUGUUGUUCAUUUUAUUCUUUUUAAUUUUUGAAAUAUUAAUGAUAUACAAUUUUGUAAUGGUUAAGUCACAACAGUUCUAUCAUAAAUGCGAAAAAUUAAAAUUUAAUUCAUACAUCUAUGCAAAAUUGAUAUGCUAUUCCUGUAUUUGUUGAUUUGGUUUUAUUAUUGAGAUGAUUUCUUGUUACAGAUAUUUCAUCUUGAAAUUUACUAUUAUUAAAAUAGGUAUGUGCCACCAGAAAUUAUGUAACUUAUGUGAGUCAAUUAUGGUUAUAUAUGGUUUAAAUCAAAGAAAUACCUUGCUGAGCAAUAUAUAAAGGGUCAAGCAAUGUCAGAUAUCUAUGUAACAUUGGUCAGGAUAACCUGUGUUAUAACUUGAAUGCUGUGCAUGUUUGAGCUUGAUUGUAAUGACCUGAAUGAAAAGUACAUUUUAUUGUGUUGUCUAUAAUUAUUCUGCAAUAAAUCCAAUUUUUAUGACACA